Molecule: messenger RNA, 1033 nt
Organism: Oreochromis niloticus (Nile tilapia)
Lineage: Eukaryota; Metazoa; Chordata; Actinopteri; Cichliformes; Cichlidae
Product: growth arrest and DNA damage-inducible protein GADD45 gamma
Exons: 3
Coding region: 46-468 (140 amino acids)
Biological process (GO): regulation of cell cycle
Cellular component (GO): nucleus; cytoplasm
Source: RefSeq, a predicted model, not a curated record
ACUUUCUGACCCUGCUUCAGCUGAACUGUGAGAUACAAAAUAACCAUGCAGUCUCCUGGAAAAUCUCUGAAGGAAGCUCUGCUGUGUGCUCAGAGCGAGGAGCGACUCACUGUUGGAGUCUAUGAGAGUGCCAAAAUUAUGACUGAAGACCCGGACAGUGUGUCUUUCUGCGUCCUGGCCAUGGAUGAGGAGUUUGAGUGUGACAUCGCCCUCCAGAUCCACUUCACCCUCAUCCAGUCCUUCUGCUUCGACAACGACAUCAGCAUCGUCAGAGUGAGCGACAUGCAGCGUCUGGUGGAGAUUGUUGGGGACAAGGCGGAGCAGUUUGAAGAUGCGCACUGCGUCCUCAUCACGAACCCGGCUGACGGGUCUUGGGAGGACCCUGCUCUGGAGAAACUGCACCUGUUCUGUGAGGAGAGCCGGCGUCUGAACGACUGGGUUCCUGAGAUCAGCCUCCCCGAGCGCUGAUCUGGGACCUGCUCCUCACUUGCUCAGAUGCUGCAAAGCUUCUUAUCUGGAAAUACUCAUCCUGAUGGACAGGAUGACCCUGUUUCUGCUCAUCCCUGGAUACUCCUGAGGAGGAUUCCCGUCCAGGCAGCACGGCGCCGGCCCGAGGGGCCCCCGUGAACCGUCGCCUCUUGUCCCGUCCAUGCCAAGAUGACUCUCAUUCUUUAUGUGAAUGAGGUCGGGCAUGCCACAAGAGCGACGCAUCGACCCUCAUUCUUUGUGCGGAUGAGGUUUGGAGAGGAAGGAGAAGCGAGUUCUGCGUCCUGUGGUUCCACAGAGCAAAUGUCGCACGUUGAAGCACGCGCAGCAGGAGAAGAAGCGGUGCUGAGAGAGAGGCCUUCUUAGAAAGGGACUUUUUAAGGAUGUCCUCUUUGUUGAGCAACAUGACAUCAGUUGCAGUCAGCGGAAAUGUUUCCCACUUUCCAGAAUUGUCUUAAUUCUCUAAAGGUUUCACUUUAGAAAUUUAACAAUGACAAAAAAAAAAAAGAUUCUGAAAAAAAUGAUCUAAAGGUUUCACUUUGGAUAU